AUGUCUAGAAAGCCGAGAUCCGGGAAUAAGAGUAAUUUGUCUCAGUUCGGGCUGCUAGACAUACCAGACAUAAAUGAUGAUGAUGAGCCCCUUGACUUAUCAGACGAUGACUUUGACUUGGAAGCGGAGCUGGCAGCUAUCAGUGGAGGUGGUGGUCACAGACAGAAACCAAGGAAACCUCCUCCGGUGCCUGCGGCAAACUUGGAUGCUAUGAUCGCUGAGAGCUUGAAGGAUAUACCUUCUGAUGAUGAGGGGUCAGGAGACGAAGACGACCCUGAUCUGCUCAACGAACUGCAAUCCUUAGCAAUAGAUGACGAUGAAGCUCCCGCUCCUCCCCCGCGCACCGCACGCCCCGCGCCCCCACCCCCUGGAGCUUCACUCAGCACGGACAGUAGCACCAUCAGCCUCCUACAAGACAGAAUCACAAACUACACAGUCGCUGAAAAGAAUGCCAAGUCGAAUGGUGAAAGCAGUCGGGCUAGAAGGUUUGGACGAGGCCUGAAAACGUUACAAGAUCUCCUGAAACAGGCUAAAGCGGGAAAAGAAAUAAAAAAUGAGGACAUACCUCCUCCAGUUGCGGUGGGUAAACCAGCAGGUGCAGCAGAUCCUCAACCACCACCGCCGGAGGCCAGUCCUCCAGAACAGCCUCUUAUAGAUUUGGGGCCUCCAGAACCUGAACCGAGCCCUCCCAGUCCUCCUGAACCCACACCAGCACCAGAAUCAAGUCAGAGUACAGGAGAUGAAAGACACAGAGAGUUGCAGAUUAUUUUGAAUCGCCAAGCAGAAUUUAAAGCACAGGCUUUAGCAGCGAAGAAGACUGGAGACAAAUUCUUGGCUCUUGGCUUCCUGAAGGUGACGAAGCAGUUUGACACAGUGGUGGAAGCUCAUAAGAGUGGCCAGGUGAUGGACCUCAAUGAGCUGCCCACUGUGGACAUGAUCAGGGCGGCUCUGGAACAGGAGAGGGGUCAGCAAGGACAGGAGUCUAUGCAGACUUCAUCUGCCCCGGCAGAAGACACAAGUGGCGGUGGAGGGGGAGGUUUGAUAAUGGCGAAGACUUUAGGAGAGGGACUGCAUCAGAGACUGGAAGCUUUUAAAAAACAAGAAGAAAAAGCGAAGGAAGAAGGUAACUCGUCGAAGGCUCGUCGUAUGAACAGGAUCAUCAAGCAAUAUGCUGACGCCAUCAAACGCCAUGAGGCUGGACAUGCUAUUGAUGUAGAGGAACUACCAGCGCCGGCGGGGUACGGACCGCUACCUACUGGGAAUGCUCCGCAGCCCUCUCCCUCCCCCGCGCGGUCGACGCCAGCGCCCUCUGAGCCCAGUCCCAGCACUGGGCAAAGUGCACGACGAGACCAAAUAGUAGCCCUGCUCAUCAAGAGACAAACGCAGUUCAAGGAAGCAGCUCUAUUUCAUAAGAAGAAAGGCGAAGUGGAUAUGGCGCUACAGUACCUUAGAAACGCAAAGCGGUUCGACCCUCUAAUAGAAGCGGCGAAGGCUGGAAAGACCAUAGACCUGAGCAACCUGCCCACCCUGCCACGAACUACGACUAGUAAUAAAGCGAGAGAGGGGUCUGGAGACAGUUCUCUUCUUGACAGCUCUUCGACAGAUGAACCUUCAGGGGCUUCGCAUGAUGGAUGGGUGGAUGUUGGAGCCAUGGUAAGCGGGACCAGUGAGGACGGGUCCACCAGCCUUAUAAACCAGUUGGAGUCUCAAGCGAAAAUGGCCAAGGAAUAUAUGAGACACUGCCAGAAUAUGGGUCAUGUUGCCGAAGCAAAGAUGUAUGAGAAACUCGCUGUGAGGGUGAAAGAGGAUCUUGAUGUGUUAAGAGUUGCUGUGUUAAACAAUCGAGGUCUACCCAACUUCCACUACGUGACGAGAGAGUUUUCAAUCACACAAUGCAAUACCGACCUUGGUGUUAACGAUUUGGAGUUGAAAAUCGUGCGAGGCAUCGCUUACAAUGUCGCUAAGGACAUUGAUACCUACGUUAAAUUUGAGUUCCCAUUCCCACAGGAAGCCCCGGUAUCAGACAGAACAGACGUGGUGAAGAACUCGAAUAGUCCGGAGUACAACGCCGUGUUUCCACUCACCAUAACCAGAAACAGAGCUUGUCAACGAGUGUUCAAGCGACACGGAAUCAAACUGGAGGUCUGGAGCAAAGGGUGGGGGUGCGCUGAGUCCGUGCUCUGUUGCAGCGGCUGGUUCCGGAGCGACACGCUGCUCGCCACCGCCAACGUCAAGCUCGCGCCGCUGCAGGACUCUGUCACGCUUCAUGACUCUUUUGCUCUAUUCGACGGCAGGCGGGCAGUGGGAGGGUCUCUGGAAGUCCAGGUGCGCGUGCGCACACCUAUAUUACAGCAAGAAGUCAAAACUGAAAAACAUCGCUGGUUGGUCUUAGACGAUGUCUAA
This is a messenger RNA of Spodoptera littoralis (African cotton leafworm), 2403 nucleotides long. NCBI's taxonomy places the organism in Eukaryota, Metazoa, Arthropoda, Insecta, Lepidoptera, Noctuidae. The record is from the annotation of a GenBank genome assembly.